Perca fluviatilis (European perch) is the source of this 683-nucleotide messenger RNA. Its product is annotated as histone H2A-like. The transcript has a single exon. NCBI's taxonomy places the organism in Eukaryota, Metazoa, Chordata, Actinopteri, Perciformes, Percidae. The coding region runs from base 38 to 427 and encodes 129 amino acids. The record is from RefSeq and is a predicted model, not a curated record. Gene Ontology annotation, molecular function: DNA binding; protein heterodimerization activity; structural constituent of chromatin. Gene Ontology annotation, cellular component: nucleosome.
UUUUACUUCUACUCUACAUAAUAUCUCAAACUUAAUUAUGUCUGGAAGAGGCAAAUCCGGCGCCGGCAAAGCCAGAGCAAAGGCCAAGACCCGCUCAUCCCGUGCCGGGCUCCAGUUCCCAGUUGGCCGCGUCCACAGGCUCCUGAGGAAGGGUAACUACGCUCAGCGUGUCGGUGCCGGAGCUCCGGUGUAUCUGGCGGCGGUGCUCGAGUACCUGACCGCUGAGAUCCUGGAGCUGGCUGGAAACGCCGCCCGCGACAACAAGAAGACCCGUAUCAUCCCCCGCCAUCUGCAGCUGGCCGUCCGCAACGACGAGGAGCUCAACAAGCUGCUGGGCGGAGUGACCAUCGCUCAGGGCGGCGUGCUGCCCAACAUCCAGGCCGUCCUGCUGCCCAAGAAGACCGAGAAAGCCGUCAAGAGCAAGUAAAGCUCCGUGCUGCUCCUCAACCAACCCAAAGGCUCUUUUAAGAGCCACCCACUCCAUCCAAAAGAGUAAAUUCCUUUAUAGACUUAAGUCAAACCUGCACUACAAAUGGAUUUAUUAAUCCUCCUGUAAAAUCUUUCUAUAUCAGAACUAUAACAAAUUUUGGUAGUGAAGCACAAAAACUCAGGAAGAAUAUUGACAAAAAACGCUGAAAAACGUGACUACAAAACCUCGCCAAAGGUGACAAAAACUUGAUACA